Rotaria sp. Silwood1 is the source of this 243-nucleotide messenger RNA. The record is from the annotation of a GenBank genome assembly. NCBI's taxonomy places the organism in Eukaryota, Metazoa, Rotifera, Eurotatoria, Philodinida, Philodinidae.
AUGAAUAGAAAAUUUUAUUAUUAUCCGUUAACUCAAGAAAUUAUUGAAUUACCUAAUUUUAUAUGUGAUAUAACUGAAUGUAUUUUAAUAAGAUUAAUAUCAAAUAUAACACUUGAACAACUUUCAAUACUUCGUUCAUGUUUACCAAAUUUUCUUUAUCAACUUUUUCAACAUGAACCAAAUUUAAAUCCCGAAAAUGUUAUUGAUUGGAUUGUAGAAGGAAUGCAAACAUAUAAUAAAUAA